UGCCGGAAGAAGCUGCGAGAGCUGGUGAUGGGGAUCGUGCUGCAGCCGCUGUCUGGUUCCCUGUGGUGCUGACUUUAUUUCAAUGCCUCGCACUUGUAAUUCCUGGGUGGAUGGACUUGUCCUAUGGACCCGGGUUUGCUCUUCUUUUUAGCCCAGUGUCUUGUUGGUGACCGACGAGCAUGUGCCAUGGGGAACUGCUGGGCUCGGUGCAUGAGGUUGUUCAGGAAGGAGGCCAACAGGAUCCAGUGUGGUGGAGGAUCAAAGUAUUUUAGAACAACUUCUGUUGGAGAGCACUUUACUAUAGAGUUUGAGAAUUUGGUGGAGAGUGAUGAGACUGAAAGUCCAGGAUCCAACCAGAGACCAAUUAGUGAAGAUGAAGUUCAGAUCCUUCACGAUAGGCAGUAUGAUGCACUUACUCAGAAGCAAGUGGCAGUGGACACACAGAUUCAGUCUGAGUUAGCUGCACAAGAGGAACAGUUAAGGAUAGAAGAAGAAGCAUUUUAUGCUGCACAGCGUGAAGCAGCCAGGGCAGCAAAGCAGAAAAAGCUGUUGGAGCAACAAAGGCUGCAAAAGAUGAAGCAAAAGACCAAGUCUGCUGCAAGCCCUGAUCAGCAAAAUGGUGAAACAGGAGAAGACUUUGACACAUAUCUGCAGCAUGCAAAAUCUCAGUCGGAAGCUUUCCGGAACCAACACAGAGUCUUUGCAGAGCCUACUCUCCUAACGCCAAACACUGAAAGCAGCUGUGACCUAACAACGAAAACCAAAUCAACAAAUGAUGACAGUACAUCACUAGACCUCGAGUGGGAGGAUGAAGAAGGAAUUAACAGAAUGAUUCCAAUGAGAGAACGUUCUCGAACAGAGGAAGAUAUUCUCCAAGCAGCCAUGAGGCACAGCACUCAUAGACCUGGAAGCAAUCCCUUGUCUGCAUCAGAUGAUUCAACCGGACUAGAAUGGGAGAAUGAUUUUGUCAGUGCUGAGGUGGAUGAUAAUGGGAAUUCUGAAUAUGCUGGUUUUGUAAACCCAGUUCUAGAACUCUCUCCUAGUGAUGUGAAAACAACAGAUGCUAAUCAGCAAGGUAGAUAGUGUCCUUGCCAGGUAACGUGGAUUGGUUUAAACCAAAAUUUUAAGACACUAUAAAAAUGUUUUUCGAUUUUCAUGGGACUUUUGUUUUUUGUUAACUAGUGCUCUGACUCGACAUAGUGCAAAGCAACAUAGCUGCUUUGUAUUGUGCUCGCACAUACAAUUUAUAAUUAAGUGCAAUUCUUGUAAACUUUCAUCUUAUGAAUGAAAAUUUUAAGCCAUUACCUUUGGUGUUGAUUAAAGUGUGUGGUAAAGGGAAAUGUGACACGGUUUACUUGGUGAAACUUUCUAGCUACAUGAUGCAUGUGGGUAGGUAUUCAUUGCUAGGAGUCAUUGUUGCUGUAGUUUUACAAGGAAUAGCAGUGACACUGGAUUAAACUUAUUAUUUAGCAGCUACGUUAGUUUACAAAAAUAAGCCUUCUCUAAUGUUCUAUUGUUCUUUAUAUUGGAAAUUAUUCAUGGUUGAAUGUUCACAGAUAUUUCUCCGAACUAUCAAAAAGCAAAAUACAGUAGUUGUUAGAAAUCUGAAACAAUGAAAUAAUCAGCCAUUCAGACAUCUCCGUGGUGAAAGAAACAGAUCUAGCAAUCCAACAUGGUGGCCUGGAGAAUACUACUGAAAUGUCAUCAACCUGAAGUUCUAGCUUUGUUCCUCCGUCUCCGUAGAUGCUGCUUGAUCUGUUGAAUAUUUCAAGUAUUAUUUCUCCAAUUUGCUUUAUACUUUUUCUUCAAUGAAGAUCAUUCCAAUAUUCCAAAUUAUAGAUAUUUCAUUUUGUUAAAUCCAUUGAUUUUUUCCAUCUUCUGACACUUUUUAAUCUAAUAAAAUAGAUAAGGUAGUAGGAGAUUUUUGUUAUUAUGUGACAGGUACCAGGAGACAUUUAGCUAGAAUUGUUUUACUUUAAAGCAUAACUACUAAUAACUUCAUCCAUGUUUUAUAGAAUUCACAAGAAUUAUGAAUUCCACAAGCUGGCAAUCCAUUUUGGUCUCCUAGUACAGAAUCAGUAGGGUAACAAUUCAGCCUUGGCCUUGUGCAACUAACACACAAUAUUAUAAUUUAUCUUGUAUUCAGUUUCUGAACUUUAAGUAUUGUAAUUAAAUGUACUAUGCCUAGAAAGUCACCAAGGUUAAUAGUUUAAUGGGUUAACAUAUUGUGCUGUUGUCCUUAAACAUGGAUUCAAAGAUGACUCUGAUUUUCCACUUUUUUGUGCUGGCUGCAGGAGUCCUGCGAAAAUUCAAUUACAUAAUGUUAAAAUAUGCCCUUUUCUAGUAGGAAGCACAACAGACAACUGUCCUUAAUAUAAAAUAACGUUCUCACUUAGAGAAGCCAUUAGUAUAUCUUGCUUAAGAAAUGGAUUAGAAAUCAUGCCAGUGUACUGUAGAGAACAGUUGUGGAAUUAAAAAGGUGGCACCUUGUUUAACACAAAGGCUUUUACCUUUCAUCUGCAAAAUCUGACCUGGAGUACUUGAGAAUAUUAUUCUAUUCCUUAUCUCUGGCAUGUUACAAUGUGCACAAGAUAUUUCCCAAACAAAAUUUGUUCUUCAGUUUGUUUAUUGAGAAGUUAAAUAUAGAACUGGGAAUUUUGUAAGGAAAUUGUAUUCUAAAAAUGUUUUGUUCAUCAACUGUAAGUCAAAGUCCUUUAUGUAGUCCUCCAAAACAUUUACAGCUUUUUAGGCAUGUUGGUGGUCCUUUUACCUUGACUGUCUUCUGGAAUGUAGGCAGCUGCCCUGUAAGGGUAUCCGUGUUAAACCUCAUGUAUAUUCUGCAUUCCCCAAAGUGUGAUGGAAAAAAAUCACAGUGGGUAUGAAAUAAAUGAAUGUAAAACCAAUUCUGUAAUGCAGCAGAACACUGGAAGCUACAGCUUGGAAAACCCAUGAAAAGAAACUUCAAUAAAUGCUUGGGGAAGUAGUGAAAGAUGUGUAUAGGACAGGAACAGAAGGAUGAGUGUGAUGUAGCAAACUAUGAGGAAAAUUGGUUUGUACCCAAAUACCAGCAUGAUCUUGUUGGGAUGUUGCAGGUACUUGCUGUAAAUUCUGUUACCUGAAUCUGAAUGCAGUUUGUUCAUUACGUCCCAAGGAUAUUUUAAUGCACUUUUAUUUCUAUAACCUUGUCCAUCAGAACUGUUGGCAUAUUCACAUUUGAUCAUUUCCAUCACUCUUAAAUAUCCUUUAGAGCAUGUAUAGAUUCUUACUAAAGUCAUUGCUGAUGAUGAAAUACUCUGUGCUCAAUUGCCUUCCAUCGUUCCAGUUUCAGCAGAGCUAAAUAUUGUUGCUUAACUCAUUCUAAUGAUCACUCGUUGAAAAGGGCAUUGUGACAUCAAAUUCUCUUUAUUAUAAUAUACUCAUGAAUUAAUAUAUUAAUAAUGACAAAAUAAAUGUAAAGUUGGAUUUAGAGUGAAAUAUACAGGUAUAAUUGCUUUAAAAUGUGCUUUGAUCACUGUCCAAAAAAAAGAGAAACUUAAAUUCUGUUUUUUAAUGUGACUAUUCUUAAAGAUAUUUCUUGCUCUUAAUGGCAAUAAUGAACUUGUAAGCUUUUUGGAGUGUAUGCCUCUGCCUCUUUUUAAAUACACCACCAAUUGUUGCAGUUGUCUUUGUUUUGUUUUGUGAACCAGUGAAUUGUUCUAAUCAAUUGUGAACCUGAAAUCCAAACCUUGAUAGUGAGGUACAGGCCUAUAUGGAGUCUUCCCUUCCUGGGCAAGAUUCUUAAGAAAGUCAUUUUCAACCGACUUUCUGAAUGAGAACAACAUUUCCUAGAAAAUUUCAGUCAGGUUUUAGAGCAAGCAGUGCGCGCCGUUACCAAAAUUGUCAGCAGCCUUAAGCUCAGUGCAGAUGCCAGUAGAGUCUCGAUUCUAAUUCUCCUAGAUCUAAGUGCUGCCUUUGACACAAUUGACCACAACAUUCCAGAUUGUCUUGAGAACUGGGUUGGCCUCUCUGGCUGUGCCCUUAAUUAGUUUUUUUCAUUUGUCUGUCUGGAGACCAAUUUUCUAAGAGAUUUGAUGUGUCUUUUGGUGUUGCUCAGGGAAGCUGUCUUGGCUCCUACUCUCUUCCUUAUACAUUGUCCCUUCAGAAGACAUCAUUAGAGAGCAUAGACUUUGAUUUCCAGAGUUAGGCAGAUGACACACAAUUGUUUAUCAUGUUUAAAUCUGAUGAUGAUAACACCCCAUCUUCUCCGACUUAUGGUCUGGCUGCAAAAAAACAACCAGAUGAGCAAUAAUUUCCUAAAACCAAAUGAAGAUAAAACUAAAAUAAAGCACUCACAAAAUGCUGGAGGAACUCAGCAGGCCAGACAGCAUCAAUGGAAAAGAGUAAACAGUCAAUGUUUCGGGCUGAGACCCUUCAUUAGAACUAGAGAAAAAAAGAUGAGAAAUCAAAGCAAGUAGGUGGUAGGAAGGGAGGAAGAAAUACAGGGUAGUUGGUGCUAGGUGAAACCUGGAGGGUGAGAGAGGUGAAGUAAAGAUCUUGGGAAGUUGUUUAUUGAGAGAGAUACAGGGCUGGAGAAGGGGAAAUCUGAUAGGAGAGAACAGAAGGCUAUGGAAGAAAGAGAAGGGGGAGAAGCAUUAGAGGGAGGUGAUGGGCAGGUAAAGAGAUGAAGUGAAGUUCGAGAAAUCGAUGUUCAUGCCAUCAGGUUGGAGGCUACCCAGACAGAAUAUAAGGUGUUGCUCCUCCAACCUGAGUGUGGCCUCACCGUAGCAGUAGAGGAGGCCAUGAAUAGACAUAUCAGAAUGGGAAGUAAAAUUAAAAUGGGGGAAUACUUUUGGUUGGUCCCAAAGCCAAAAGAGAUAAACUUAUUGAUAAACUUGGGAACUUGGCUCCCCUUGUACAAUCAGAAGGAAUAAGCCUGGGUGUUUUCCUGGAUUCAGAUCUGAAAUUUAAAUCCCACAUAAUGAAUGUGACCUGAGCAGCAACUUAGGAAAUAUUGUAAAGGUACGUCUGUGUCUGUCACAUAAUGAUGGUGAAAAACUAACUCAUGUCUUUGUAUCAAAUAGACUAGAUUUAUCUAUUUGUUGAAAUAAAGUUCAAAGUAAAAUUUAUUAUCAGAGUACAUGCAUGUCACCACAUACAACCCUGAGAUUAUUUUUCUUGCAGACACAAUUAGCUAAUCUACAGAACAGUAACUGUAAAUAGGAUCAAUGAACAACGAACGGUGCAAACACAAAUAUAAAUAAAUAGCAAUAAAUAACAAAAGCAUGAAGUAACGAUAUAGAGUCCUUAAAGUGAAUCCAUCAGUUGUGGGAACACCAGAAAUAGAAUGAGUGUAGUUAUUCUUUUGUUCAAUUAUGGACUAUGCACCAAAACGUCGAAAUUCAAUACCUAAAACUAUAAGGAAUUCAGACUCAGUUGAUACUUUUAAACGCCAGCCCAAAACCUGUUUAUUUAACCUUUGCUCUUAACUAACAUCUUUGUCUUUUAUUUUCAUGUUUGCAUCUUAUUCCAUUGUAAAGCACUUUGAACUACAUUGUCUGUAUGAAAAGUUCUCUAUAAAUAAUUUAUUAUUAUUGAACAACUUUAAUAAUUUAAAUACUGCACAUAUUAUUAAAUAGUUCGUGCAAACAUUGAACAAAUCAAUGUUUGGUCAUUUGCACCAAGGUUCUUGGUACCAAGCUAAAUGAGUAAUCUGUUUAAUAAAUACCUUCUGAAGACUCGUGGUUUCUGAUGCCACCCCUCCAAGGAAAUAUUCUUCCUGCUGUAGUGAAAAAUGUCACUGUCCUAACCCUUAAUUGAUGUUAUACAUUUUUUUAAAAUCAUUCGAAGUGUGUUCUCUUAGUCCCAGCAUAAAUCUAAUUAGUGAAGAGCAGAUGACUGGACCACUCAACUCUGAACCUAAGUUCAGCCUUUUCUUU
Mobula hypostoma (lesser devil ray) is the source of this 5915-nucleotide messenger RNA. It is a transcript of the gene ap1ar, whose product is annotated as adaptor related protein complex 1 associated regulatory protein. Lineage: Eukaryota; Metazoa; Chordata; Chondrichthyes; Myliobatiformes; Myliobatidae. Gene Ontology annotation, cellular component: endosome. Gene Ontology annotation, biological process: regulation of Arp2/3 complex-mediated actin nucleation; negative regulation of substrate adhesion-dependent cell spreading; negative regulation of cell motility. The transcript has 10 exons. The record is from RefSeq and is a predicted model, not a curated record. The coding region runs from base 124 to 1083 and encodes 319 amino acids. Gene Ontology annotation, molecular function: kinesin binding; AP-1 adaptor complex binding.